AUGAAAGAAGAAUGGAGAAACAUCAGAUCCAACAAAGGCUAUAGCUCGCUGGAAGAAUACGAUUUCACUUGGGACGUCGAAGCCGCAGUGUACAGGCUGAUCGAACCUGCUCCCGUUGGCUAUUUGAGCACAACAGCUCUAGAGCUACUUCAUUGCUACGGAGGAUUCUCAUCAAACGUGGCACCCUUUACCGAAUCAGAUCCAAGAGUUUACGUGCAAUGUGUUGGUUCCGUUUUCCUCAGCACCCUGCGAUGGCUACUAUGCGAACCUUGGGAUACGCAGCAGCAAACGCCCAAUCGAGGCAGCUCCGCCGAAUUUGAUCAGACAGAUAGUCCAGUCCAGAAACGUUUACAGACCGUGUUCGUCCAACCUUGCAAAAAAGGCAACGGAUACGACGAUCCUAUCUGCCUGUCUGACGGCGAAGACAAAGAAGAGUCCCCGGUAUCGUCCAUGCAGAAGGCGAACAACUAUCUCCAUCCCGAGGCUGGUCAGGCUGGCAAAAGCGUACCGAGUCAGGCUCAAGCCGGCACCAGUCACUUAGUGCAUGCUGCCACGGCAAGUACGCGCGAAACGGAACCGAGUCCACUAAACCAAGGCGGACCGUCCCGUCCUCAUCUGAACAAGAGACCGAGUUCCCUUGGUCAAGGAGGUAAAAGAAGUCGAGGCCCGUCAGGAGCAGAAACGGCAGACGAAAGACGCCUGCGACCACGGCGGAAGAGCUUGAAAGCCUACAACGACAGAUGCAGUUGCAAUGGCAAGUCAGCGUCUCGCUUACGGGUUGCUCUUACUGACAUUAGAAUCUCGCGCGGAGAGUUCACAGAUCCCGAAAGCCUAGUGGUCAGGUCGACUGGUGAGAAGGGCAAUGGCCUUUUUACCGUCCAAGAUAUCACCAGGGACCAGCUGGUCAUAGAAUAUACCGGCGACCGACUCCCCCUCGGCUCGCAGCUGGCUGACAAUGAAGACAAGCGGUACCUCUUCCAAUGCGGCGAUAUUUUGAUCAACGGCAACAAACAAGGCAACGAGUCGAGGUACCUGAAUCAUUCAUGUCAACCCAACCUUGAAUCACAGCUGUGGACGGUCAAUGGGGAGAAACGUGUCGUCUUCGUCUCGACAAAAGACAUCGAAAAGGGUAGCGAGCUGACGUUCUCCUACAAUCGAGCCGGUGAAGAAAAAUGUUCUUGUCAAGCAAAAAAGUGCUCGGGUAGUCUCAGAGGGUGGCAAGCUGCAGAGAAAAGGAGGUAG
Alternaria postmessia is the source of this 1242-nucleotide messenger RNA. RefSeq lists its product as uncharacterized. Bases 1 to 1242 code for a protein of 413 amino acids. Gene Ontology annotation, cellular component: nucleus; chromatin. NCBI's taxonomy places the organism in Eukaryota, Fungi, Ascomycota, Dothideomycetes, Pleosporales, Pleosporaceae. The transcript is spliced from 3 exons. Gene Ontology annotation, biological process: regulation of DNA-templated transcription. Gene Ontology annotation, molecular function: histone H3K36 methyltransferase activity; protein binding. The record is from RefSeq and is a predicted model, not a curated record.